Messenger RNA from Sinocyclocheilus grahami, 882 nucleotides. RefSeq names its product histone-lysine N-methyltransferase NSD3-like. Gene Ontology annotation, cellular component: nucleus. The record is from RefSeq and is a predicted model, not a curated record. The transcript is spliced from 6 exons. The coding region runs from base 1 to 882 and encodes 293 amino acids. Gene Ontology annotation, molecular function: protein binding; histone methyltransferase activity. NCBI's taxonomy places the organism in Eukaryota, Metazoa, Chordata, Actinopteri, Cypriniformes, Cyprinidae.
AUGUGUAGGUGGUGGCCAGCUGAGAUAUGCAACCCUCGCCUGGUUCCCUCCAACAUCCAGAGCCUGAAGCAUGACAUUGGUGACUUUCCAGUCUUUUUCUUUGGCUCCCAUGACUAUUACUGGAUAAACCAGGGAAGAGUUUUCCCAUAUGUUGAGAGUGAUAAGAACUUUGCAGAGGGACAAGUUGGCAUCAAUAAGACGUUUAAAAAAGCACUUGAGGAGGCAGCAAAAAGGUUCCAGGAGCUAAAAGCACAGCGAGAAACUAAGGAGGCCCUCGAACAGGAGCGCAACUCUCGCAGACCCCCACCAUACAAACUUAUCAAGUCCAAUAAGCCAGUUGGGAAGGUGCAGGUGCACGUCGCUGACCUCUCAGAGAUCCCACGCUGCAGCUGCAGACCAACAGAUGAGCGUCCGUGCAGCCAGGACUCUCAGUGCCUGAACCGCAUGCUGCAGUAUGAAUGCCACCCGCAGGUCUGUCCGGCAGGUGACUGCUGCCACAACCAGUGCUUUUCCAAACGCCUCUACCCCGACACUGAGGUCAUUAAGACCACCGGCCGAGGAUGGGGCCUAAAGACCAAGCAGGACCUCAGAAAGGGUGAUUUUGUCAUGGAGUAUGUUGGCGAACUGAUCGACUCCGAAGAGUGCAAGCAGCGAAUAAGACAUGCCAAUGAGAACGAUGUGACCAACUUUUACAUGCUGACCCUCACAAAGGACCGUGUGAUUGAUGCUGGACCCAAAGGGAACUUGUCACGCUUUAUGAACCACAGCUGCAGUCCUAACUGUGAGACUCAGAAGUGGACAGUGAAUGGAGAUGUGCGGAUAGGGCUCUUUACCUUGUGUGAUAUCGCUGCAGGUGACGAUGACUUUAUUUUACCUGUGUAA